AAAAUCUCUCUCUCUCUCUCUGUAUAUAAUAUGGAAUAAAAAAGAGAAGAAACAUUGAGCAUGUAUGUAUAUAUACUCUUGAAUCCUUCAUUUUUUGCGGCAAAUAAAUAUAUUCUUCAAUCUUGCUUCUGCUAAUUACUCAAUUCAUCCUCUAAAGCAAUUCAAUUCAAUUCAAAUGCUCCUCCUCCUCGCACCUCAUUUCUAGAGAGAGAGAGCGCUAGCUUCAACAAACCACAAACACUGCACACAUCUCUAUCUUCAAUUUCAGCUAGCUAGCGUCGACGAUCGAGAUGAUGUUUGAUCUCAAUCUGAGCGUCGGCUGCAAUGGCAGGCAGUCUCCGGCGACGUCCGUCUCGUCGGUGGUGGACGGCGCCGGAGAGACCAGCUCCAGCAACGACGACGCCUCCUCCUCCGUCGCAUUGAACUUCGGCAUCAUCGGCGCCGAUCGCGAUCGCGGCGCGCUGGUGACGCGGGAGCUGUUCCCGGCGAGUCGACUCGGCGAGUUGAGUGACCCGGUGAGUCUCGGCGCCCCGACUCGGACGGUGAUGCCGGCACAGCAGCAGGUACAACAGGUGCAAGCGCGGAAGAGCCGCAGGGGCCCCAGGUCGAGAAGCUCCCAAUACAGAGGGGUUACGUUUUAUAGAAGAACUGGCAGAUGGGAAUCGCAUAUUUGGGAUUGUGGGAAACAAGUUUAUUUGGGUGGAUUUGACACUGCUCUUGCCGCAGCUAGAGCUUAUGAUAGAGCUGCAAUAAAGUUCCGUGGUGUCGACGCCGACAUCAACUUCAACCUAUGCGACUAUGAGGAAGAUAUGAAACAUACGAAGAACAUGUCGAAGGAGGAGUUCGUGCACAUACUACGACGACAGAGCACCGGAUUCUCGAGGGGGAGCUCCAAAUUCAGAGGAGUCACGCUGCACAAAUGCGGGCGUUGGGAGGCUCGAAUGGGCCAGUUUCUCGGCAAGAAGUAUAUAUAUCUUGGGCUAUUCGACACUGAAGUAGAGGCAGCAAGGGCUUAUGAUAAGGCAGCCAUCAAGUGUAACGGCAGGGAAGCCGUCACCAACUUCGACUCCACCUCAUACGACGGGGAGAUGAUGCCCCAUUCAUCAGGUAGUGGGAACGAUCUCGAUCUGAACUUGGGGAUUUCGACGUCUUCUCCCAAGGAGACUGCAAAUUUGGGGAGUUUUCAGUUUCAAAAUGCAAACAUGUUCAAGCUCCAUGUCGAGAACUCUGCUGCUACGAAGCCGUGUGAUUCGCCGUUGAACGGAUUGCCAGUGAUACUAAAUCCUCCAAACUAUGAGGUGAACAUAUUGAUGACUGAUGAUCGUAGUUUAUAUUUUCAUGUUUCACUCCAAUGCUCGUCUAAGGCCAUCGUUCUUUUUUUUUGUUGUUUUUUUUUCGUGCAGGAAAGGGCCGGCCAGGGACGAACGGGAUUGGGUUCUACUUCAGAGGAAGUAGUGAAGUGGGCGUGGCGAAUGCAUGAUCAAGUUCGCGCAACACCAAUAAUUGCAGCAUCAUCAGGAUUCUCGUCACCGUAUCCGACAGCCCUAAAUUUCUGCUUCUCUUCGAAUCCCACGAACGUCUCUCAUAUCAGAUCGUCGUCUCCACGCCGUUAGUGUGGGAGAUUUGUUUCUUGGUUUUCCUUUUCUUGACCGGAAAUAUUGAAUACUUAGAGAAAAUUGGUUUGUUGAUGGAGGUGUAGUUAAGGUGUCUCUUGCUGUUAGAUUGUAAUAAUGCAUCUUGUAUCAAAGGAAUUUUGUUAUUACAUUGUGCAAGAUUAUUAUAGACAACAUGUCAUGAUCAAA
Salvia miltiorrhiza (redroot sage) is the source of this 1802-nucleotide messenger RNA. RefSeq names its product APETALA2-like protein 1. The coding region runs from base 291 to 1613 and encodes 440 amino acids. Lineage: Eukaryota; Viridiplantae; Streptophyta; Magnoliopsida; Lamiales; Lamiaceae. The record is from RefSeq and is a predicted model, not a curated record. Gene Ontology annotation, molecular function: DNA-binding transcription factor activity; DNA binding. Gene Ontology annotation, biological process: regulation of DNA-templated transcription. The transcript is spliced from 9 exons.